AUGAAGCCGAUACUUGGAAGCGGUGUCGCUAUCCGAGCGGGUGCGCCCUCCAUCACGAUGUGUCAGUCUCUGCACCGACUACCGCAGCGCGCGCUGACAUCAUCGGCAGCCUCCCGGUCUGCCUUCGUGUUUCGAUCCUCACGCACGCCCUCUACAGUCUCACUCUCGAGAGGCUACUCAACAGCGCCUAAUCAGCAGCAGGUACUACAAUCCUUUGGUUCGCCUUUUGCGCAAUUUAUCUACACCAUCUCGCGCAUUGCGCGUAUCAUUACCUACUCCGCUCUCGGUGUUGCCACUGUCGGUGUAGUCUCGUUCGAAGCUGCUCAUCAGUACGUCGAGCACAUCGGCAUGCCUGCUACCUCGUCCUCAUCUUCGCAAGACGUCUCGGACGAAUAUGGAUGGUCAGAGCUCGCACUCGAAGAGUCGUGGUCUGGAUCGCCCGACAUCAAGGGCACAGAUCCGAGGCUAGGCAUCAAGGGUCGUCACGCGGUUCGAUCGGCUUGGAUGUGCGCCAACUGGGGCGCAGGCAUCUCGCCCAGCAUCAUGUUCGGAGGUAGCAGCAGUUCUGGCCUGGGAGGGACAGCCGUCACCUCAAUGGGCGCUGCCAAACCAUUUCACGUCGACAAUGGCAUGACGCUUGCCGUGCAAUACCUCAAUCUGGCGGUCAAAAUCGCAGCCAGUAAACACAUCAAGCUUCCCGAUAUAGAAGCGAUUCGAGCUGGGCUCAUCAGCGAGGCUGCUGCCAAACAAGAGCUCAGCCACGUCGAUCCGCUGGCAUUGGCAUUGGAAGCAAGAUUGGCUGCGAUCCACGAAAGGCAAGGCACCAGAGGUGCGCUCGAAUCGGCGAUUGGCAGCUAUGAAAAGCUGUACGAUAUCGCGAGCUUGACAGAGUCGAGCAGUGGACAGCAUGCCAGCAGGCUGGUGAGACUUGCGACCAAGCUAGGUGAUCUGUAUUUGGCCUUAGAUAGACAGCCGGAUGCGGAAGAGUGGUUGAACAGAGCGGUUGGUAUUGCUGCUACGGCUGGAGCAUCUACGCCGGAGCUGAAUGCGAGGAGUGGUCAAGUGAGCAAAGUCGAGUCCAUGGUGCAAGAGAAAGAGAAACGGAAAGGAUCCCUGCGAGGCUGGUUUUCUGGAUCGAGCAAAUCGUCGGCUGAAUCACCUGUCGAGCCGAUUCAAGUGGCGGAACCAAGAUCAGCACUGAUCAACAAGGAAACAGCAGCAGCAACACCCGCGCUCACACGGUCACUGAUCGCAGCGCUGGUUUCGAAGUCCGCUCUACACGCGCGCACGCCCACCUCGUCGUCUCUGCAACAAGCGCUACACACGCAAAUGUCGGCCCUACAGCUUGCUUGCGCCGAACUCAACCGGCUGCUCGCCCAUCCCUCCACUCAGUGCCAAGCCGAACUGCACAAGCUAUGGAUCAUCCAUCACCAAUCCAUCUUGGAUCUGCACGUUGCCGAAACCAUGUUUGCGCUCACUCGCACAUCUUGCGCCAUUUCGACGUCCAAGUUGAUUGCAUCGUGGUUCAAAGCCGGUGUGUCGAAUACCAGUGUGGGCGAAAGGUCGAUCGAGUGGCUGCAUCAGGCGGAUCAGAGCGCGCAGCAAGUGGUCCGUGCGCUGCAAGCGUGUAAGACUGCCAACCCAAACAAGGCCAAUAAGCUCGACGGCGAUGUGGUGUUGGAUGAGAGAUGGGCAAACGAUAACGUGGUAGCGCUGGCUGCGGGCAGAGUGCUGCGCGAUGCCAGGCGCGUGCAGGCUACGGCGCAGAGGAGUAGGAGCACGCUCGAGGCAUUGUGA
Mycosarcoma maydis (corn smut) is the source of this 1797-nucleotide messenger RNA. RefSeq lists its product as uncharacterized. NCBI's taxonomy places the organism in Eukaryota, Fungi, Basidiomycota, Ustilaginomycetes, Ustilaginales. The record is from RefSeq and is a predicted model, not a curated record. The transcript has a single exon. Bases 1 to 1797 code for a protein of 598 amino acids.